Molecule: messenger RNA, 2335 nt
Organism: Monopterus albus (swamp eel)
Lineage: Eukaryota; Metazoa; Chordata; Actinopteri; Synbranchiformes; Synbranchidae
Gene: shtn1
Product: shootin 1
Exons: 17
Coding region: 160-1734 (524 amino acids)
Biological process (GO): neuron projection morphogenesis; positive regulation of neuron migration
Cellular component (GO): axonal growth cone; cytoplasm; cell leading edge
Source: RefSeq, a predicted model, not a curated record
UGGGAUUUAAGUUUUGACCGUGUUGCACAAUCAGAGGGCAUUUUGUCUUUGCGGCGCUUGUAGGUCUCCCGCGAGGGGACGUCACCUGUGUUUCCUACUUUGCCAAAGGUGUGUCACGGUGAGCAUUUCCUGAUGAACCUCAGUUAACGACUUUUCGCUAUGGCUGAAGAGGAGCUGGAUAAAAUGAAUGCCGUUACAGACCUGUCAAGCCAAGCCCUACGGGAGUAUGAAGGCCUGCAGAGGAAGCACGAGACAGCAACCAAGGAGUGCAAGAGGCUGGAGGAGGAGAGAGACCAGGCUAUGAAGAAGCUCAGUGAGUUCCAGCAAGUGUCUGAGAUGGUCAUUGAAGAGGUCAGCGCCAUUCAGGAGAACCUGCAGAUCGAGAGGAUGUGCAGAGAAAGCGCUGAAGCCUUGGCUUCCAAGAAGGACAGACAAAACCGCUCUCUGAAGAGGAAGAGCAUGAUGUUGAUGUGCCACCUCAGCCCAGAGACCAUCACAAAGAUAAAUCUUGAGGUUGAAGAGGAAGAGUAUGAUGAAGACCUACAUGCAGCCAGCAAGGUCUGCCUCUCCCCACAGUGUCAAACCGCCCUUUCAGAGCUGCACAACAAACUGGAAUUAACACUAAAGGAGAAAGCUAAAGCAGUAGCUGAUCUUGAGGAAGUAAGAGAGCAACUGAGGGAAACCAGGGCAGAACUGCUGAAAGAGAAACAUGAUAACACUGUUUUAAUUGCUGAGACACUGCGCCAAAAGAAGCUCCUGGGGAAAUAUAACAGAGUGUCUCAGUUUGCUGUGGAAGAAUACAAGGCCUUACAGGACACACUGGACCUGGAGCAGGAUCUGAGGACAGAGGCAGAGAACUUUGCCAGAGCCAUGGUGGUCGAGCAAAAGACGCUGAAGAGACAGAGUCAGAUCCUGAUGCAGAGCUCCUCACCCAGCCAAGCUCUACAGGAAGCCCUCAGCCAGGUCACCAAGCUGAGCCAGGAUCUGGAGACCCAAAGACUGGAGCAUCAAAACCAGAUAAAGCAGAUGGAGGACAAACUCAGUAGCUGUGAGACUCAGAGGGAGCUGACAGCAUUGCAGCGCAAGCUGGAGCUUGUGGAGGAGGAGAAGAGGGAGUACACUGACAGAUGCGCUAAGGCUGAAGUGGAGGUCAAGGAUAUGCGGUUUACAGUUGAGGAGCUCCAGAAGAAGCUGCAGGCAGCUACCAACCCACCAGCCCCAGCUCUGGCCUCCAACCCGCUCAGCUCGUUGUUGUCAAUGAUCCGAAAGAGGAGAGACAUCGGUACCGAUAUCCCAAUGGUGGUCCAGGACUCUGUCAAGACACCAGUCCCACAGGUGGACAUCAGACAGCAGGCAGUGGAGGAAAUGAUGCAAAGGAUCAAGAAAGGCGUUCAGCUUCGACCAGUCAGCCAGUCACCCGACAGGACCAGAAAGCAGAUGGAGAGGCUGCCCUCUAAUUCUGCCAUUCAGGAACUUAAAGGAAUCAUGAAUUUCACUAGAACUUCCCUCCAACCAAAGGCAAGGUUGUCAUCAACAAAGCAUGACGAGGAGCUCCAGAGGAUCCUGCUGAGACGACGGAAUGCAGUGGAGUCCCAGCCCAGUGCCAGGAGCAUGUACAGGUUGAAUAGCUGUAGUCCAAGAAUUGAACCCUGGGGGACUCCGUGUGUCAUAGCUGUCCAAUCAGAUGAUCACCAGUGGAAACAACACAACUCCUGCCUUCAAGAUAUGAUCUGAACCAACUGAGGACUGUACCUGAUAAUCCCACUCACUUUUCCAGUCUGUCAAGAUGGAUUUUGAGGGCUACAGUAUCAAAAGCUGUACUGAGAUCAAGCAGCACCAAAACUGAUGUUUCACUUGAAUCUGUAUUCACGCAAAUGUUAUUUAGCACCUUUAUCAGUGCAGUCUCGGUGUUGUGUAAGGCCAGAGUGAAAUUUGUCCAAAAGGUCGUUUAUAUUUAAAAGUUGUUCACUUGAAUCAAAACUGCUUUCUCUGUAACUUUUCCAAUGAAAAGAAGAUUAGAGAUUGGCCUGUAAUUACUGUAUUUAACAUGGAAGGAGCCAGGUUGCUUUUCUUUAGAAGGGGCUUAACAACUGUAGUUUUUUAGCGAUUAUGGGAAAAUACCUGACAGGAGAAAGCCAUUAACAAUUUUCAGCAUGUUCAUUUUCAAGCAACUGAAACCUUUUUGAAGAAGCUGGUUGGCAGGGUGUCCAAACAGCAAGUGGAUGUAUUUAGGCUGUUAACUACAUCCUCUAGUGUUUUAGCACUGAUAGCAUUGAAUGUUGGCAAUCUAGCCAUAGUGUUUCUGUGUGGCUGCAGCAGCAAAUCAAAUGUUUCA